Molecule: messenger RNA, 5057 nt
Organism: Rhinopithecus roxellana (golden snub-nosed monkey)
Lineage: Eukaryota; Metazoa; Chordata; Mammalia; Primates; Cercopithecidae
Gene: FCHSD2
Product: FCH and double SH3 domains 2
Exons: 20
Coding region: 794-3016 (740 amino acids)
Biological process (GO): regulation of actin filament polymerization; neuromuscular synaptic transmission
Cellular component (GO): neuromuscular junction; recycling endosome
Molecular function (GO): protein binding
Source: RefSeq, a predicted model, not a curated record
CCCCCGGCUGGCUCUCAGCGUGGGGGAGGGAGGCCAGGAGGCGUCUGGAACGUGCCACUCUCGGAGAGAAAGGGGGGAUUUUCGCGUGGCGCUGGCUUUUCUACACCUCCCACCCGCCGACCAAUCCGUUAGCUCCCCCCUUCCCCUGCCGCGGUACGAAGCCCUGUGCCGUGGCCUCGCUCCCUACCGGCAGCGCGGACCGGCCCCUCGAACCCCGCUCUGGACUGAGCGGUUCCCUCAACAGCCGGAGCGGGGCGCUGCGCCGCGCGGCGAGGCCGGAAAUUCCCGCGGCCUGAGUGGUGGAGCCCUAGUGGGGAGCGCGGCACCACCUUCCUCCUCCCGGGCGGGCGGGGGCGUUAGGCCCAGCGAGGGCCGGGCCGCCUGAGUGGGUGGGGUGGGGGCCGCUGCGUCCGCCAGGAGCGGCCCAGCAGGCGGCGGACGGGGAGCGCGGACAAUUCUGCGGCGGCUCACCCGCCGCCCCGCCGGCUGAGACCCUCGCGCCCCUGCUCCCGGGGCCCCCGCCCCUUCACCGUCUCCGCCUCCUUCCUCACACACCCCCGGGCCGCCCGGGCCCCAAGCCUUCCCGGCGCUCCUCCCCCUUCUCCUCACACUCGCUCUCUGGCCGGGGUCCUCCUGCCGCCCGCCGGCCUGCUCCCUUCGGGGCAAGUCCUGCUUCUUAGGCUCUCCUUUCACACACGCGCUUGCUUGCUGGGCCGUCCCCUCCUCUCCGGCCCUCCUCCUCCUGGUCCUUGCUAAGGCUGCCGUCGGGGAGGAUUGAUGUCCCUUCAGCAUCAUGCAGCCGCCGCCGAGGAAGGUGAAAGUUACCCAAGAACUGAAAAACAUUCAAGUUGAGCAGAUGACAAAACUUCAAGCCAAACAUCAAGCAGAAUGUGAUUUGCUUGAAGAUAUGAGGACAUUCAGUCAGAAGAAGGCUGCUAUUGAAAGAGAGUAUGCACAGGGUAUCCAGAAGUUGGCUAGUCAAUACCUGAAGAGAGAUUGGCCUGGAGUAAAAGCUGAUGAUCGGAAUGAUUACAGGAGCAUGUAUCCCGUUUGGAAAUCUUUUCUCGAGGGAACAAUGCAAGUAGCCCAGUCUCGGAUGAAUAUAUGUGAAAACUAUAAAAACUUCAUUUCUGAGCCUGCAAGGACAGUGAGAAGCUUAAAAGAACAGCAACUAAAAAGGUGUGUGGACCAGUUGACAAAGAUCCAAACUGAAUUACAAGAGACAGUGAAAGAUUUAGCUAAAGGCAAAAAGAAAUACUUUGAGACUGAACAGAUGGCUCAUGCAGUGCGAGAGAAAGCUGACAUCGAGGCAAAAUCUAAACUUAGUCUUUUUCAAUCAAGAAUCAGUUUACAGAAGGCAAGUGUAAAGUUAAAAGCCCGGCGAUCUGAGUGUAAUUCCAAAGCUACCCACGCAAGGAAUGAUUAUCUUCUUACCCUAGCGGCAGCAAAUGCACAUCAGGAUCGCUACUAUCAAACAGAUUUAGUUAACAUUAUGAAGGCUCUUGAUGGAAAUGUGUAUGAUCAUCUCAAGGAUUAUUUAAUAGCCUUCAGCCGUACUGAGCUAGAAACAUGUCAAGCUGUGCAGAACACGUUCCAGUUUUUAUUAGAAAACUCCAGCAAGGUGGUACGGGACUACAAUCUUCAACUGUUUUUGCAAGAGAAUGCUGUAUUUCACAAACCCCAGCCCUUCCAGUUCCAGCCUUGUGACAGUGAUACUAGCCGACAAUUAGAAUCAGAAACUGGGACCACAGAGGAGCACAGUCUAAAUAAGGAAGCUCGAAAAUGGGCCACACGUGUGGCACGUGAGCAUAAAAACAUUGUUCAUCAACAACGGGUUCUAGAUGAUCUGGAGUGUCAUGGACCUGCUGUAUCAGAACAAAGCCGAGCAGAGCUGGAACAGAAAAUAGAUGAAGCUAGAGAAAAUAUUCGUAAAGCAGAGAUAAUUAAAUUGAAAGCUGAAGCCCGGCUGGACCUGCUAAAGCAGAUCGGUGUUUCUGUGGACACAUGGCUAAAGAGUGCCAUGAGCCAAGUAAUGGAAGAACUGGAAAAUGAGCGAUGGGCCCGCCCUCCUGCAGUGACCAGUAAUGGCACUUUACACUCGCUUAAUGCAGAUACCGAAAGAGAAGAAGGAGAAGAGUUUGAAGAUAACUUGGAUGUUUUUGAUGACAGCAGUUCCAGCCCUUCUGGCACCUUAAGAAAUUAUCCACUCACCUGCAAAGUUGUUUAUUCCUACAAGGCUUCUCAACCAGAUGAGUUGACCAUUGAGGAACAUGAGGUGUUAGAAGUGAUUGAAGAUGGAGAUAUGGAAGACUGGGUAAAGGCUCGAAAUAAAGUUGGCCAAGUGGGUUAUGUGCCAGAAAAGUACCUACAGUUUCCCACCUCAAACAGCCUCCUGAGCAUGCUGCAGUCCCUGGCCACUUUGGACAGUCGGUCACACACGUCCAGCAAUUCCACGGAAGCAGAACUCGUUUCAGGCAGCCUCAACGGAGAUGCCAGUGUCUGUUUUGUGAAAGCACUUUAUGAUUAUGAGGGCCAGACAGAUGAUGAGUUAUCUUUUCCUGAGGGAGCAAUAAUCCGUAUCUUGAACAAAGAAAACCAAGACGACGAUGGCUUCUGGGAAGGGGAAUUCAAUGGGCGUAUUGGAGUUUUCCCAUCCGUGCUAGUGGAAGAACUUUCAGCCUCAGAAAAUGGUGAUACUCCAUGGAUGAGAGAGAUUCAGAUCUCUCCUUCCCCCAAGCCACACGCCUCCCUGCCUCCACUGCCAUUGUAUGACCAGCCUCCCAGCAGCCCCUACCCCAGCCCAGAUAAGAGGAGCUCCCUGUACUUUCCCCGGUCUCCUUCAGCAAACGAAAACAGCCUUCAUGCUGAGUCACCAGGAUUCUCUCAGGCAUCAAGGCAUACGCCUGAGACCUCACAUGGCAAACUGCGACCUGUCCGGGCAGCUCCCCCUCCACCUACGCAGAAUCACCGAAGGCCAGCAGAGAAGAUAGAAGAUGUGGAAAUCACACUGGUGUGAUGAUGGGCUUGCCCAUCCAUUACUGCUACAAUCAAGGCCAGGCUUGGAGUUUGGCCAGUCUUGUUUUUAGGCACCUUUGCAUGAUGAUGACUCUUGAACAGAGCAAAAACAAGGAUUAUUUGUGACUGGGUGGCCUGGUAGACUCCUCCCACGUUUUGAAUAUUUCGUGCCUUUUUUUGGUUGUCAUUUUCUAUGUCAUCUUUCCUACCAUAGCACAAAUCCUAGCGGACCCUAGGAGCAAAGAGGGGGGCAGCCCUCAUGCCUAACAGUGGUCUGUUUUUAUAUGAGACUCAAGACCAGGCCUCAUUCCAGGGCACAGUCCCUACGAUCAUGUGCACUCGUACAGUAUAUUACUGUGACUGCAAGGAUGUGGCAAAGAUUCUCAUCUUUCUUCAAGUGGGUUUUGCUCUGAGAAUUAAUCAGAUCAUGUUGGCUACAUAAGGAAACAGAAGGAGGGAUUUCAGGAGAGGCUGGCUCCUCCCCAAGGUUACUCCCCAGACUGAGAAAGUGAAACCUUAUUGGGAAAAAUUGGACUGCCCUGAAUUUAGCACCAAUUGCAUUAAUCCACAUCUCUUCCACCACUAACAGACUUAAAAUAACAGUGUCCUUUGUAUUAAUAUCUGUGCCAUUUAUUUAGAAUUAGCGGAGCUAAUAUGGAGGGGCUGAACUAAUAGCCACGUCUUGUCCAUCACAUAGACUAAUAGAAAGGAGGCUAUGGCUAAAGCAGAAAUGGAGCUUCCGGAUCUGAAAUUAGCCAAUAUAAUGUUCUUUUUUAUUUGGGUAUUUUUCAUCUUAAUUUUUACAGCAUAUAUAUACUCUUCUUACCAGUAUGCUUAGAAUCUGAAUGUCUAGAUAAGUUGAGGACACAUACCGGCAUUGUUGAGCUUCUCUACUGGAGAGGCCCCUGGCAUUAUUUUAUUCCCAACCCAGCAGCCAGCAGACCGGCCCAGACAGCCACGCUGUGGCUAGUCCAGACCAACUGCUACGGUGAAAAAUGGAGCUUCCAGGUCCCACUACCCUGACAUUUCCUUGGAAGGAAGAACCUGGGGGCCCAUGGAGGAAACCAGCUUCCUGUGAGAAAGGACUGAAGGAUUACACACCCUGCACAAGUACAGAUUGACCAGGAAAAGACAAGUGUCUUCUGUGUGUCACAGGGAAAACCAGGAGUGGCCUUCUUUGCAGGCCAGCAAGCCUACAACAGCAGGUGCCCCCGAGUCAGGUACUGACUCUCCGCUGUCUGCUGCUGUAGAAGGUAGGGAGCGCAAUACCUGGGGACUACGGGAUGUUUGCUGGUUGUGGUUUUGUUUUUUGUUUUCUAGGUUAAGAAAUCAAAUUUGCAGAAUUUAAUCUAAAAGUUGCAUUAUGCUUUGAAAACUCCAUCCCUCCUAAGAAUCUUAAAAAACUUGAAAUGCUCACCAAAUGUCCCCAUGGGAUUUUUGACCAAAAGUAAGGUCAUAACUGAAGAAAUUUUUAGUUCUUUGAUCACUUCAGUGACAAUACCCAUUGAUGAAUCUUCUUCAUGAUUUGGGGGUUUUUGUUGUUGUUGUUGUUUUUUACACUUCUUAACCUGUUGAUCUAUUUGAGGUCUUUUGUGUUUAUCAAACUUAUUCUUAAGUUUAAAAAAGAAAUUAAAAGGGUGGUUUUUUAAGAUUUUAAAGUUUGCUAACAUAUUAAAAAAUCUUCAAAUGCUUAUUAAAUAGAGCAGUUCUUGCCACCCAGUCUUGUAUUCUCUCUUUAGCUAGCCAAAUUGUCCUUGAAUUUGGGUUUUCCACAACCUCAGACGGUUAUUUGAAAUCUUUUGUUGUAUUUUAAAAUAUUUUUUGGAAGAGCUGCUAAUUUUAUUUUAAAAAACAAAGUUGUGAAAAUAUGCCUCCUUUUUAAAAAAUAACCCCUCCAUCCAGGACAUGGAAUCCAGCACCACAGUGCACAGGUCAGGGCUCGGAGGGAGCCUCUGUGCAGAUGUGCUUUCUUUACAGUGGCUGUAAAAAGUUUGUAUUUAUUAUGUAUAAAAUGUUGAGUAAUUAAAAAAAAUGGAAUUAUG